CUAACAGCGCACUCUUUGGCUCUUUAUUGGUGUUAUUACACAUUGUGAUAGAUUCCACGUGCGAAUCGUGUGACGUGCAAUACUACUGCUUUUUGAGAUCAAUAAGAAAUAAAACUUCCUCACAAUUUUACAACAUUUUGAAUAUUAUUAAUAUUUUAUCAAAAACUAAUUGACCGUAUAAAAUGGUAUUGAAAUUGUUGAUGUUUAAAAGAGGUGUUACAACUUGGUCUCCCUUUGCUACUGCAUUUAAUGCUCGGUCGUCGUUGAAAUUUGAUUUGAGCUUCGGUAGGAAGGAAACUGGUUUGUUUGAGAUACCAGAACUUAACAAUGCAAAUGGCUUUAAAGAGCUUGAAGAUAAAGCUAUUGCAAAGGCAGAUCAGUUGGUUGAAGAAGCCACCAAUAACAAUGGAAAACGCUCAAGAAAAAUGGCUCAAAUAUUUGACGAGCUGUCAGAUACUUUGUGUCAAGUUGCCGACAUGGCUGAAUUUGUGAGAAUUGGUCACCCAGAUCAAAAAUUUUCCCAAGCAGCUGAAAAUGCCUGUAUUGCAAUGAGUAAUAUCGUUGAAAAGUUAAAUACUAAUCGUAAAUUGUACGAUGCUCUAUCGAAUGUCACAAAGCAUGGAGAUAUUAUAAAGACUAGUGAAAUUGAUGAUCAUGUUUCCAAUUUGUUUCUUUUUGAUUUUGAACAAUGUGGUAUUCAUCUUCCAGAACAGGAAAGGAGAAAAGUUGUAGAAUUGAAUGAACAUAUUCUAUACUAUGGACAGCGAUUUACAGCUGGUGCUGCUGAACCAAGACGUAUCAAUAUUGAUUUAUUACCUCAAGAUCUUGCUGGAAAAUUUGGCAGGGAUGGCAAACAUGUUAUAGUAAGUGGUAUAAAUACAGAAUCACCAGAUGCUAGAGUUCGCGAAGCUGCAUACAAAAUAUUUCUUUAUCCUGAUGAAAAACAAGAAAAAUUAUUGCAUGAAAUGCUUAACUCCAGGCAUUAUUUAGCCCAAAUAUGUGGUUUUCCUACAUAUGCUCAUAGAGCUGUAAGGGGGAGUACUAUGCAAACAACUGAAGCAGUUUAUGACUUUCUUAAUUUAAUGAAUGCUGAAUUGCAAGAGAGAGCUCAGAAUGAUCUAGUGGAAUUACAGAAAAUCAAAAAUAAAGACCUACAAGUUCCUCAACCUAUAGGACCCUGGGAUACAGCUUAUCUCAGUGGUUUAGCUCGUAAAUCUUGGCUUGGAACCAGUAAUGAAGAACUGGCCCCAUAUUUCUCUUUGGGUGCAUGCAUGGAAGGUCUAAAUUUAUUAACUCAAGCGCUCUUUGGAGUGAAACUCGAGUACAAACAAUGUGCUUCUGGUGAAGUCUGGGCACCCGAUGUACACAAACUUGCUGUCAUUGAUGAAAAUGAAGGUCUUCUGGGCCAUAUUUAUUGCGACUUUUUCGACCGUAAAAACAAAUCCGGUCAGGAUUGUCAUUUCACAAUUAGAGGUGGUCGGGAACUACCCGACGGUACCUAUCAAUUACCGAUAGUCGUAGUAAUGUUGACCCUGCCGUCGCCGAAAUUAUCAAUGCCAAGUUUGCUAAAUCCAUCAUUGGCUGAAAAUUUAUUUCAUGAAAUGGGUCAUGCUCUACAUUCGAUGCUUGGUCGUACGAAAUAUCAACACGUUACGGGUACUCGUUGCAGUACGGAUUUUGCUGAAGUUCCAAGUAUACUGAUGGAAUAUUUUUGCAGCGACCCUCGGAUUGUAUCUAUGUACGCUAAACAUUACGAAACCGGCGAGUCUAUGCCGGAAGACAUGUUACAUAAGAUUUGUGCUGCUAAAAAUCUUUUCCCAUCAUCAGAGAUGCAAAGUCAAGUCUUUUAUAGUAUGCUCGAUCAAGUCUACCAUAGUGGCGAAAUUAAAGAUACAACAACAACGGAAAUAAUAGAAAAAAUUCAAAACCAGUAUUAUUGUUUGCCAUAUGUUCCUAAAACAGCUUGGCAGUUACGUUUCUCGCAUCUAGUAGGCUACGGAGCUAAGUACUAUUCAUAUUUAUCUUCACGGGCAAUCGCAUCAUGGAUUUGGCAAACACACUUUGAGCGAGACCCUUUAAGUCGUUCAGCCGGUGAAAAAUACCGACGCGAAUGUCUGGCGCACGGAGGUGGCAAACCACCCUCGAAACUCGUUGCAGAUUACCUUAAUCAAGAAGCUAGUCCGAUUAAUUUUACAAAGUCCGUUAUCAGUGAUAUUGACAAGAGAGCCGAUAAAAUAAACAGUAUUAAAAAUAGAAUUUAUAGAUAAUAUGUUUAUACAGUUCUACCCUAAAAAAUUGUACGAAUGUUAUGCCGAAAAAUUGUUAUGUUGAAAUUGUCAUUGUUGGCAAAAACAUUUCUAAAAAUUUUACUUUGUGACUUGAAUUGUGUAUAAAUAACAAUAUUUGGGAACACCAAUAAUUUUUAGAA
Trichogramma pretiosum is the source of this 2428-nucleotide messenger RNA. RefSeq names its product mitochondrial intermediate peptidase. Gene Ontology annotation, molecular function: metalloendopeptidase activity. The coding region runs from base 183 to 2267 and encodes 694 amino acids. The transcript is spliced from 8 exons. NCBI's taxonomy places the organism in Eukaryota, Metazoa, Arthropoda, Insecta, Hymenoptera, Trichogrammatidae. The record is from RefSeq and is a predicted model, not a curated record. Gene Ontology annotation, biological process: peptide metabolic process. Gene Ontology annotation, cellular component: mitochondrion.